AUGUUCGUGACGAUCGCAUGGGCGGCAUCGCAAUGGAGUGCGCGUGGCAUUUUCCAACCGGCAACGCUGUUGGUGGCUCUAUUCGCUUCAUCCACAUUGGAAGUUUCGUUCGGGUUCGUCGACCGAGGCAUUUCUUCUUGCUGUGACCGUACUUCCGCUGAUGUUCGCCGUGUUUGCCCCUCUCCCCGAGCAUGUGCCGGUGUGUCGGCGACUCAAUUGCCAAUCCCACGAGACGGCGGCGAUCACCGCGAGCAUCAGCCCGGUCGCGGCGCCGGUACGGGUGCCCGCGUGACGGUGAGCCCCAGCAUGUCCGGCUGUUCUUAUUUGAAUCAUCCGCCCGGUGAGAUCGGCCAGCUGCUCGGCGACGGCGUCGGCGAUCUGUGCCGAGCCGUCGGCCAGUGUUUGCCCGGACUG
This is a messenger RNA of Mesorhabditis spiculigera, 414 nucleotides long. NCBI's taxonomy places the organism in Eukaryota, Metazoa, Nematoda, Chromadorea, Rhabditida, Rhabditidae. The record is from the annotation of a GenBank genome assembly.